UUGAAAAUCGGACGCGAGCGAGAUGAGUAAAAAAGAAAAGAAGAAUUAGGAAAGAGAGAGAAACAAAAAGGAGAGAAGUAGACAGGAUAGAGAGAUAACACGAACAAAGAAAGAAAUUCCAACACAAGAGACCGAGUUGAAGAGGGUUUUUCAGGGGUUUUGUUUUUGCUUUUUUUUCACUCACUCUCUCUGUCUCUCUCUCUAAGGUUUCGUUGUUGGUGAGUUGUGAACAAAGGUCGAAGAAACAGAAAAUACAUCUCUUCUCUGUGAACUCAGUUCACCUGAGUUUGGUUGUAACAUGAACAGAGCUACCAGUUGUAGGGUGGGCAUUGUACACAUUCUGUUAUGAAUCUCGAACUCCCCCAACCCCACCGUCUCUCCACCUGCGACCGUCACCCCGACCAACCAGUCACCGGAUUCUGCCCCUCAUGUUUAUGCGAACGUCUCGCUGGGUUGGAUCCAGCGACCCGCCGUAAGAACAACGCCUCUUCCUCCUCCUCCUCCACUGCCGCAUCCGCCUUUAAAGCCAUCUUCAACCGCUCCGGCGGUGGCGGGGACGCUAGCACCACCAAUACCAACUACAACAAUAGCAGCAAUCGGAACAAAGCCUCUUCUUCCUUCUUCCCCGAACUCCGCCGGAGCAAGUCCUUCUCCGGCCCCAAAGGCGAGGGCUUCUCCGGCGUGUUCGAGCCGCAGAGGAAGUCUUGCGACGUUCGCGUGCGGAACACUCUCUGGUCUCUGUUUAGCCUCGAUGACGAACGAAAGGCUGAGAGCAAAGAGGUCUGGGGUGACAUUGAGGUAGAAAGCAGGAACCUAGGGUUUUCCGGGGUUGCAGGUCCGGUGUUCGAGUCGAAGGAAGAGGAGGAAAAUGAGGAAGAAAUUAGGGUUUCUCAGGAUGCCGCCGCUCCUACUAAUGUGAAUGGCGUCGUUGUUGAAGAGAGAGCAGAAGAAAUCGAAGAGGAGGAGGACGACGAGGAGGAAGAGGUGGAGGAAGACGAAGUGAAGACGAUGAAGGAUCACAUAGAUCUGGAUUCGCAGACUAAGAAGCCUCCGGGAAGGGAUUUGAAAGAGAUUGCAGGCAGUUUCUGGUUGGCCGCCUCGGUUUUUAGCAAGAAAUUGCAGAAAUGGAGGAGAAAGCAGAAGAUGAAGAAGCGUGGUGGUGCUGACGGUGCCUCCACUACAAUGCGGGCCGAAAAGCCGUCCCGUAGACAUUUCAGGGAGACGCAGUCGGAGAUCGCAGAUUACGGAUGUGGACGGAGGUCUUGUGAUACUGAUCCCAGGUUCUCUCUUGAUGCUGGCCGGAUGUCAUUUGAUGACCCGCGCUACUCUUGGGACGAGCCCAGGGCUUCCUGGGAUGGUUAUCUAAUUGGGAGGACAUUUCCACGCCUUCCUCCGAUGCUUUCGGUUGUUGAAGAUGUUCCCGCCCCGGUUAGACGAUUUGACAAUCAGAUCCCUGUCGAAGAGCCCAUGAAUUCCAUCAAUGAGGAUGGGACAAUCCCCGGAGGAUCAGCCCAGACUAGGGAAUAUUAUUCCGACUCUUCCUCAUCGCAGAAGCGAAGGAAGAGUCUUGAUCGGUCUAGCUCUAUCAGGAGGAUGGCGGCAGCUGUUGUGGCAGAGAUGGAUGAGACAAAGUCCAUUUCGAAUGCCAAGGUGUCUCCUGCCACUAUUGAUUUCGUCCAUGGGGCAAAGUUGCUGGUCACAGAUAAAGAUUUGAAGGAUUCUAACUCAAAUUCUCUCAGGGAUGAUUGCUCUGAAAGCUUUGAAUCAGCUUUCCGAGAUGCCCCCUCUGUUGUUGGCGGUGGUGACAGGAAAGGCUCCAAGAAGUCACGCCGAUGGAAGGCGUGGAACAUUUGGGGUUUGAUUCACAGGCGCAAUGGCACUAAAGACGAGGAUGAAGAGAGAUAUUGCAGGGCAAACGUAGUUGAGCGUUCUCUCUCCGAGUCUUGGCCAGAGUUGCGGAGAGAUGCCAAUGGAGAAGCAAGAGCGGCUUUCAACCGGAAAGUCUUCCGUAGUAACAGCAGCGUCAGCUCAAGAAAUUCCUUUAACAUGGGGGGAUCCUUUAGCAGUAGUACAAGGAGGAGUAUUGCUGACACCAACGGCAAUAGUAAGAAGAAACGAGAAGAGUUUGUCUUGGAGCGCAACCGGAGUGCAAGGUAUAGCCCCAACAACCUUGAUAAUGGCCUCUUACGGUUCUACUUGACACCGUUGAGGGGCAGCAGGAGGAGUGGGUCUGGAAAGAGCAGAAAAAACACACAUUCUAUUGCGAGGAGCGUACUGCGAUUGUACUGAAUGGAAGGUUCAAACAUCUGACGGUUCGUUUCCCCUCACCACUAGCAAUCUGCGGAGUUCACCCAAGUGUAGUUUCAUUUGAUGAAGGUAUUGCAAUGUGGGGCUGUUAUUGUCGGCAAUAUAAUGUUCUUUUAAUGAUCUUCAAAAUGGUUCCUUGGCUGGGAGCCAUUCGAAAACUUCAUGCUGUAAUAUGGAUUGUGGAGCAUUGUUGCAGUGAUCAAGAGGGUCUACCCCUCUAAGACAACAUACAAAUGCUGUUGGUGUUAGCUGAGGACUAGUGCCAACUACCCAUCAUCAGGCAUAGGCAUUUGGGGUGGAAACGGAGACACCAAGUCAGUGAACAGCUAGCUAACUCUCUAAUUGUUGUGUUUGGAAUCUGGUUAUGUUUUUUUUUUUUUUUUGUAUAUGAAGAGAUGCAAGUAAUACUGCCUUACUCGUUACAGAGCCGUGAGAAGUUUCUGAUCUGGUAGGCAUUUCUCAACGGCAAGAUACCUAAUCCCUAAUUAUGUUAUUCUUAUCCUCCAUAAAAACCUUUUUACCCUUCCGGCUGGACAGAGAUGGUGGUGUCUCACUUUUAGUGAAGCUUCAGCCGAAUGCAAGUGAGGAUAACCAGGAAGGUUAGCAAUACAAUCAAGUAACCGAAUCCGAAGAUAGACGACAAUGGAUGGUGUCUCACAGGUUGUCCUUGUUUCAGACUAGACAUGUAUGACCGAUGGCUAUAAUCAAUGCCCGGUCCGUGACUUUGGUCUUCUGGCUCUCAAGGCUUUUUCGCGGUUUACGAAGUUGUGGUGCAGUGCAGUAGCUUCAUCUUCUGCAUAGACAAUGGUAUAUUCCAUGGCUAGAGAAGAUAAUUCAUGAAUGAGUAAAGUGAUUGGGUAUUUUUCUGCUAAUAUUGAUAUUGAUAUAAUAUUUAUUUAUUUUUGGUGGGCCUGGCAUUGGGAUGUCCUUUGUAAGCAGGACAUGAUUUUCAAGGGAUAAAUUUGUUGGUAUGUUGAGAGAAUCAGAGUGUUUUGGGUUUGA
Messenger RNA from Nelumbo nucifera (sacred lotus), 3309 nucleotides. Its product is annotated as protein OCTOPUS-like. Lineage: Eukaryota; Viridiplantae; Streptophyta; Magnoliopsida; Proteales; Nelumbonaceae. The record is from RefSeq and is a predicted model, not a curated record.